AUGGAAUCAGACGAUAGCCCGACGGACUCAGAAGCAUCCGACAAUAGCACCUCGGCCUCAUGUGAUGGGAGUACCAAUCUCGAUGACACCCCCCCGCCCCUUGAGGCCAUCGCCAUUACAGGCACCCCUCGUGAUCUCAGCGUCUCCAACUGCAUCAUCGAUGAUGUCGACUCCAUCUACGAACUUGUGUCGAUCGAAGAUACACCCGUCGAGAGGGAUUACAAGGACGCCCGAGCUCAUGACCCCGACAUGCCUCCAAUUCACGAGUUCUAUGACGAUGACGGAACCGUCAGUCCCAAGCGCCUCCCCUUCGCGCUCAUCGAGCACUGCUUCUCCUUCCUCCCCAUCGCCGACCUUGUCCACGCGCAUAACGUCUCGCAUAGCUGGCGGCGUAUCUUCACUCGUCGCCUUUGGCGCGGUGCGUUCUUCCGCGAGGCCGACUACGAGGAUGCGCAUCUCCGUCGCGUGCGGCACAUCGAGACCAUGGCCAACCAGUUCCAGCUGUUCAAGUACCUCGAUGACGCCGAUUGUCUUAUCGCGUUCCUGAACGAUGGGUAUCUCCUUCUUGUUCCCAACUGGACCACGGUCUGCAUCGGCCAGCAAGACCUCUCAUCCAACGACCGUGACAACUAUGUCCGUGACAAGUCAAUUCUCCUCCACCUUCAGGACAAGCCACCUUUCACACCGAACAAGCAAUACCGCACCGGAUUCUGCGGCACUAGGAUGUUCAUCUACUGUCACAUAUUCACAGUGAUUCUGGACUCCGCCAAGCUCCCGCUGUCCCCGGUCAUCAAGGCGGCGGAGGCAGGGAGCACGGACGGUUCCUUCUCACGGGCCUCCAGUCUCGAAGCGACGAUAAUCACAGACUCGGAGCGCUCCAUGGCAGAUGACGACGUCAUUCUCGAGGAUGCCGAGUCCAUCUAUGAGCUUGUGUCAGUUGAGGGCGGCUCGACCGAGGCCAACUACAAGCAAGCCCAAGCUCGCGACCCCGAGCUGACUGCUUACGAGGAUUUCUAUGACGAGGAUGGAGAGCUUGCCCGUGCUCUUCGUAUUAUCACUUUCGCCAAGGCGCCUGAGAGGAAGGCGUUCUAG
This is a messenger RNA of Vanrija pseudolonga, 1092 nucleotides long. RefSeq lists its product as uncharacterized. Gene Ontology annotation, molecular function: protein binding. The coding region runs from base 1 to 1092 and encodes 363 amino acids. The record is from RefSeq and is a predicted model, not a curated record. Lineage: Eukaryota; Fungi; Basidiomycota; Tremellomycetes; Trichosporonales; Trichosporonaceae. The transcript is spliced from 5 exons.